Aspergillus lentulus is the source of this 2757-nucleotide messenger RNA. RefSeq names its product Ataxin-10 homo-association domain-containing protein. Gene Ontology annotation, cellular component: cytosol. Lineage: Eukaryota; Fungi; Ascomycota; Eurotiomycetes; Eurotiales; Aspergillaceae. The record is from RefSeq and is a predicted model, not a curated record.
AUGGCAGACCGAUCAGCGUCAGAAACUAAACCAAAAUGCACCCCAGCUGAGCUCAUGUUGAAGGUCAUCCUGACGGGAACUUUGAGCCACUAUGAGACUCGUGGGAUGAUUGACGAUAAACGCUUGGAGCAUAUGCUAUCUGCUGGGAAACAGAUCCUCUACAAAACACAUCAGGAGAGCGACGUCAGACACAAUUUGGGCUUAUCCCCGGACAUUUGGCAAGGCUUUACGGAUGUACUGACGAAGGCGAUACCGGUUCUGGAAUCACAAUCAUUUGCUUGGAAGAGCCCUCCGUCCGCGAACUACGAACACUCAUCCUCAAAUCUCAUCGCAUACAACUACUUCUCCCUCGUCAAAGACAUCGAGCGCUUGAACGACCUGUGCACUAUAGCUCGGAACCUUCUCGCCACAACGAAGAAAGCGCAGAAUAUUGCGGCGGAGAAAGGUUUUGAUCAAAGGAUUUUGGCGCUGGUGGAUACUUGUGUUAGAGUCACAGCGCGGGGGUUUGACGGAGAGACAAAUGCGAGAAAUGAGGAGCGCUGGCAGAAAGUGGUCAAUCUAUAUAAGCGAUUAUUGAUCACAUGUCUUCAAUUCCUGCACAAUUUUAUCAUGCAUAAUGAGCAGCGGAAGAUGGUCUUGUGGUUAGAUCUGUUCGGCUACCAUUCGACUGGCGACUCCAAUAUCAUUCAACCUAGAGAGCCACUUGAUCAGGCUAACGCUCAGGCUGAGGGGGUGGCACCAAUCGUCAAGAUUGGGGAGAGGAUUGUGAAUCCCCCGAUCAGGGCUCUAUACGAUCAGACAGCGGAAGAUUUGUUACUGGAAACCAUCUCGAAUUUCCCACGGGAUCCCGCGACAAUCAAAGAAGAAGCAGCCAUGCUACUCCUCGCCAACAUCAAAGACCACAUGGAGAAACUUCUUGGGCGAGACCUUACGGCCAUUCAAGAGAUGGGCAAGGAUCCGGAGCAGGUGAAGGAGAUUCGAGCCGCCUUGACUGCUAUUCUUGGAGCCAAGGUGGAUGGUUGGUCAGAUCUCCAGGAUAGAGCCAGGGACCUUCCGCCUGCACUCCCCGAAGACGAGCCGCCGAGGAAAAAGGCAAUCCUGACGAUAGACCGCAGCCAAACCGCCGGUUUUCCUCGCAUUUGCUGGGCUGACUUACCCGACCUCAACGAAUACGGCGCACUGGCAGCAGGCGAUGCACCAAUAACGGAGGAAGACACAAGCAUGCCCCGAUCUGCUCAAUCUGCGGCCGAGACCUUGCAAGAAGCCAAGGACGAGUUGAUGGCUCGAUUGCAGGAUUCAUCCCAGAUUGCUGAUCAUGGCGACCAAGAUUAUGAUGCUGGCGAUGCAGGGACAGUUGGCGACGACGAUUCGCACAGCCUGGAAGCCGUUGCUGACGGAAGCAUGGAAGAGGAGGAGGAAGAAGACGACGAGGACGAUGAAGACUACCGAGGUCGACCUGGCGAUCAGCAGCGUGGCCUGCUGACCGACAUCCCUCUUGUUCUAGGGCCCGCGGAAAUUGAAGCUCUUCCCAUGAUCAUUCAGGCCGGUAUUGUGGACAGCUUCGGACUCAAGGGUGGCGAGCGCACAGGUUCGAGAAACAUGCAAGCUCUCAGAUGCCACAUCCUUCUCACCCAGGAAACUGGUCGAAAUCUGUUGCGGGAGUUAUUGAUCUUCAUUGCCGCCUGGGACCUCCCUGAUGAUGAGCUAUAUUUCAAGAUGAUGGUACAGAUUAUGGAUGCAGUUCUGAAGAACGGGCUGAUGUCUCACGCCUACUCUGACUUCGGGCAGCCAAAGGACAUCAUCUCUCCCGCUCAGGCCGUCGUGGUCAAGAUCUUGACGCACAUUUUCAGAGCAAAGUACUCUCCUGCCUCGGUUACAGGCGCAACCCAGCAGAGCGCCACGAAGAACCCGGCGCCUCUUUCUAGGGUUGAUAUCCUCACGGUCCGCUACAUAUUUACUAUCUUCCGUGGGAACAUCAUCCCCGAAACCUGCGCCUUAAUCUACCUUCAAGGACAGAUCAGGGCCGGACGUGCGCUGCCAGAAGAUUUCCCACUGAAUUUGUGGGACAUGGAACGAGUGUACGAGGGUGUCUACCAGUUUUUGGAGUUCUUUGCUGUGCUUACAGAAAAUAACGACUGGAAGAACCUGCUUGUCAAGUGGGAGAUUGUUUAUGAUCUGGUGACGCUGAUCAAGGAACUCGAAGCCAGUAUCCCCAAGGGCCAACUGAGUUCGCUGUCUCUUGGCCGUAACAGCCCUUCCAAAGAAGCCCAUCAGCAAGGCGCAGCGGCAGGACCUGUGGCUGUUGAGAGACCAUAUGACCCUGGUGACCCUGACCCGGCGGAAAACGGCGGUGGCAGCACCGGAUCCAGGGCCGAAUCGCCCCCUAUCACUGAGGAUCCCUCUGAAUUUGAGUGGAGAAAUCUCAAGAAACUCGUCGUGCUCGUUCUGUCGUCGCUGGUUUGGAAGUGUCCCGAGGUCCAGGAUCAGAUUCGCCGAUACGGCGGUGUCGAGACUAUCUUGUCUUGUACCAAUUUUGAUGCUCACAACCCUUACAUCAAGGAACACGCUGUUAUGUGUCUCAAGUUCCUGCUCGAAGGGAAUCGGGAAAAUCAGAAGCUGGUCGAAGCGCUCGAAGCUCGGGAGGUGGUCAGGGAUGAGAACGGGCUGUUGGAGAGAAGUGGCUUUGAGGCCGUGAUUGAUAAGACCGGCAAGCUGGCCAUUCGACCCAAAGAGGGCCAGCCUUCGGAGAAAAAGUAG